AUGGAAACCACGGACAGUCUCGAGACCGAGGCUGAUCUGACGAUGCGGCCUUCGUCGAGAAGCCCGACAAAGAUGGCGACUGGUGGGGGUCUUUUGUUAUUCCUUAUGCUACGGUCGCUGACGAAAGGCUUGAAGGGGACUCUUGGAGCUAUUCUGACGACACUACGAUGUUCCCCCAUUCUCUGCAUCCCGAAGGAGAAGCACGUCGAGCGCAAGAUCAUCGACGGGAAGGAGCAGGGCGUUGAGGUCGAGGAUGCCCGAGACGUGGCUCAGCCGAGCUUGCGCAAGGCUGUCAAGGUCGUCCCCCAGGAUAGUGUCGUUUUCAGCGCGAGCAUCGCCUACAACGUCAGCAAGCCCGGUGCGGUCACGAAGGCCGCACGUAUGCCCGAGCGGAUCACGAGCUUCCUAGACGGUUACAGCAGGAUGGGCGAGCGUGGCGUGGGGCUGAGCGGGAGAGAGGCAGCAUGUGGCGAUCGCCGGGACGCUCCUUCCGUCCCCCGGCUGCUUGACGAACCUACUAGUGCGCUGGAAGCCGCGACGGAGAAGGACAUCUAG
Fomitopsis serialis is the source of this 555-nucleotide messenger RNA. RefSeq lists its product as uncharacterized. The record is from RefSeq and is a predicted model, not a curated record. Bases 1 to 555 code for a protein of 184 amino acids. The transcript has 4 exons. Lineage: Eukaryota; Fungi; Basidiomycota; Agaricomycetes; Polyporales; Fomitopsidaceae.